AUGACUUACUGUACGCAACUAGGACUCCUUCUCUGGAAAAACUUCACCUACCGACGGAGGCAGACACUCCAGCUGCUGGUUGAAGUAGCUUGGCCUCUCUUCAUCUUCUUCAUUCUGAUCUCUGUUCGACUUUCCUAUCCACCCUAUGAACAACAUGAAUGUCAUUUUCCAAACAAGGCAAUGCCCUCUGCCGGCACAUUGCCGUGGGUGCAAGGGAUUAUCUGCAAUGCCAAUAACCCAUGUUUCCGGUACCCGACACCAGGGGAAUCACCAGGAGUGGUUGGAAACUUCAAUAGGUCAAUAGUUUCUCGUUUGUUCUCUGAUGCACGGAAAUUGCUGCUAUACAGUCACAAAGACACCAGUGGGAAGGACUUGCACAAAUUCUUGACAAGUUUACAUAGGUUUCGGGGCACAGGCUUGAAGCUUAGGGAAUGCUUAAUGGAUAAUGAGAAAUUCACUACCUUCCUUCAACAAAACAUAAGCAUGCCUCCCAUUGUAGUGGAAGAAAUAAUGAACGCAGAUCUGAAAUUGGAACAGGUUUUGGUGUCUGGGUUUCAAAUACGAUUGAAGGAUCUGUGCAAUAGCUCCAGGCUGGCAGAAUAUGUCACCAUUCACAAUGAAGAAGUUGCAAAAUUUAGCCAAACAGUAAUCUGUGCUCUUCCAGAGGACAAGCUCAAUCUGCUGGAGCAUGAGUUCCGUUCCAACAUUGAUCUUUUGAAGCCCAUAACGAAAGAAAUGUCUUCAAGAUCUUUCCCUGUCCUGAGAGAGGUUACAGAUAACUUGCUACACAGCCUGGGCCAGCUCGCCAAAGAGGUUAUAACUAUGAAGAGCUGGGGAGAAAUGAGGCAGGAAGUCAUGUUCCUUACGAGUGGAAACUCCACAGCUUCACCAACCUCGUUAUAUCAUCAAGCGGUAUCACGUAUUGUGUGUGGACAUCCUGAAGGUGGAGGAUUGAAGAUCAAGUCCCUCAACUGGUAUGAAGACAAUAACUACAAGGCACUUUUUGGAGGCACUGAAGGAGGCGAAAAUGGCACAGAGGAAGAGUCAACAAGUGUCUACGACAAUUCUACAACACCCUAUUGUAAUGAACUGAUGAUGACACUGGAGUCCAGCCCACUUUACAGGAUGAUCUGGAGAGCACUGAAGCCUUUACUUGUCGGCAAAAUCCUAUAUACGCCAAACACUCCAGCCACACGCCUGUUAAUGUCAGAGGCCAACAAAACUUUUCAAGAGUUGGGUGUGUUUCGGGAUCUUGGAGCAAUGUGGGAGGAAGUUCGGCCACAGAUUAGAACGUUUAUAGAAAGCAGCAAGGAAAUGGAUCUUAUUAGGACUCUAUUGACCAAUAAAGGGAGCAAACAGUUCUUAGAUCGCCAACUUAAUUCAACAGGCUGGACAUCAGAGGACAUCUCUAGGUUCUUAGCCAAAGAAGUAUUAGAAGCACAGGAUGAGAGUGGAACCACUCACACUUGGAGAGAAGCUCUUAAUGAGACAGACCGUGUUGUCUUGACCAUGUCACGUUUCAUGGAGUGUGUCAACCUGGACAAGCUAGAAGCAGUGGACACUGAGGAGAUGCUUAUUGAGAAGUCCAUGGAACUUCUACAUGAGAGAAAGUUCUGGGCAGGCAUAGUCUUUGUGGACCUUCCUGAAGAUGACACAGUGUUGCCUCAGCACAUCAAGUAUAAAAUCCGCAUGGAUAUAGACAAUGUGGAAAGAACCAAUAAGAUUAAGGAUGGCUAUUGGGAUCCAGGUCCUCGUGCUGAUCCAUUUGAAGACAUGCGUUACAUCUGGGGAGGGUUUGCAUACCUGCAGGAUGUUAUUGAACAAGCCAUCAUCAGAAUACAAACUGGAACUGAGAAGAGAACAGGAGUCUAUGUCCAACAAAUGCCCUACCCGUGUUAUGUGGAUGACAUAUUUCUACGUGUUAUGAGUCGUUCACUGCCCUUGUUUAUGACCCUAGCCUGGAUCUAUUCUGUGGCUGUAAUCAUCAAGGGUAUUGUUUAUGAGAAAGAAGCUCGUCUGAAAGAAACCAUGAGAAUUAUGGGCCUUGACAGUGGAAUUCUAUGGCUGAGCUGGUUUAUUAGUAGUUUCAUUCCUCUUCUAAUGAGCGCUGCUUUGUUGGUACUGAUCUUAAAGAUGGGAAACCUGCUGCCGUAUAGUGAUCCAAGUGUGGUCUUUGUCUUCUUGUCUAUUUUCGGAGUGGUGACCAUCUCACAAUGCUUUUUGAUCAGCACCAUUUUCUCAAGGGCCAACCUAGCAGCAGCUUGUGGUGGCAUCAUCUACUUUACCCUUUACUUGCCCUAUGUUCUGUGUGUAGCUUGGCAAGACUACGUUGGAUUCACUCUCAAGAUUUUUGUAAGGCUAGCUUUUUGUCACCUGUGGCUUUUGGAUUUGGGUGUGAAGUUUUUGCCCUCUUUGAGGAGCAGGGUGUCGGGGUGCAGUGGACAAAUCUUUUGGACAGUCCUCUCCAAGAGGAUGGGUACAGUCUCACAACCUCUGGCUUCAUGAUGCUUUUCGAUACACUUUUGUAUGGAGUGAUGACUUGGUAUAUUGAAGCUGUCUUUCCAGGCCAGUAUGGAAUACCUAGAGCUUGGUACUUCCCAUUUACAAAGUCAUAUUGGUGUGGAGAGGAACCAAAGGACAACUUUCACCACCCGUCCUUACCAAAAGGACCAUCUGAAGUCUGCAUGGAAGAAGAGCCUGCUCACCUUCCGCUAGGAGUCUCCAUCCAGAACCUGGUGAAGAUUUACCGUAAUGGUAAAAAAGUGGCAGUGGAUGGCCUAUCACUGAGCUUCUAUGAAGGGCAGAUCACUUCCUUUUUAGGACACAAUGGAGCAGGAAAAACUACAACAAUGUCCAUAUUGACUGGACUGUUCCCACCAACCUCUGGCACAGCUUACAUAAUGGGAAAGGACAUUCGUACAGAGCUCAAUUCUAUCAGACAAAACUUGGGAGUUUGUCCUCAGCAUAAUGUACUCUUUGAUAUGCUCACUGUUGAAGAAACACAUCUGGUUUUAUGCACGACUGAAAGGACUCUCAGAAGAGAAGGUAAAAGCAGAAAUGGAACAGAUGGUAAUUGACGUUGGCCUUCCCAAUAAGAAAAAAUCUAAGACAAGUCAACUGUCAGGUGGAAUGCAAAGGAAGCUGUCAGUAGCCUUGGCUUUUGUGGGUGGAUCAAAGGUUGUCAUCCUUGAUGAGCCCACAGCUGGAGUUGACCCAUACUCUCGUCGAGGUAUCUGGGAGCUGCUUCUUAAAUACAGACAAGGAAGGACAAUCCUCCUGUCCACACAUCACAUGGAUGAGGCUGACAUCCUUGGUGACCGGAUUGCUAUAAUAUCCCAUGGAAAACUGUGCUGUGUUGGCUCAUCUCUUUUCCUAAAGAACCAACUGGGAACUGGCUACUACCUUACAUUAGUGAAGAGAGACACUGACUCUUCCCUUAGCUCCUGCAGGAACAGCAGCAGUACAAUGUCUUAUCUGAAAAAGGAGGACAGUGUCUCUCAGAGUAGCUCGGAUGCAGGCCUGGGUAGUGACCACGAAAGUGACACUCUUACAAUAGAUGUCUCUGCUAUUUCAAACCUCAUCAACAAACAUGUGCCAGAGGCACGUCUUGUGGAGGACAUCGGACAUGAGCUGACUUACGUCCUGCCAUAUGAAGCUGCCAAGGAAGGGGCCUUUGUGGAACUUUUUCAUGAAAUAGAUGAUCGUCUCUUUGACCUUGGAAUUUCCAGUUAUGGAAUCUCAGACACCACCCUAGAAGAGAUCUUCCUGAAAGUGGCUGAUGAUACUGGUGUGGAUGCGGAAACAUCAGAUGGCACUCUCCCUGCUAGAAGAAAGAGAUAUGCAUUUGGAGAUCAUCAAAGCUGCCUGAGACCUUUUACUGAGGAUGACAACUUUGAUACCAAUGACUCUGACAUGGACCCUGAGUCCCGGGAGACAGAUUUUCUGAGUGGCAUUGAUGGGAAAGGCUCCUACCAGAUGAAGAGCUGGAGUUUGAUGAGGCAGCAGUUCACCGCCUUACUGUGGAAGAGGUUGCUGUUUGCCAAACGCAGCAGGAAAGGCUUUUUUGCCCAGAUUGUGCUUCCAGCUGUGUUUGUACUCAUUGCACUAAUGUUCAGCCUUAUAGUGCCACCAUUUGGUAAAUACCCCAGCCUUGAGAUUCAGCCUUGGAUGUAUGAUGAACAGUAUACCUUCUUCAGUAAUGAUGCCCCCGAGGAUCCUGGUACUGAGACCCUCUUGAAAGCUUUGCUUGCAAAGCCUGGAUUUGGAACUGCAUGCAUGGAUGGUUAUUCUGUUCCGGGUGUCUCUUGCUCUGGUGAAGAUAGAGAAUGGAGAAUUCAGUUUGUCCCUCAGUCUGUAGAGGAACUUUUUACGUAUGGGAAUUGGACAAUGGAAAACCCUUCACCAGCCUGUGAGUGCAGCAAUGAGAAUGUAAAGAAGAUGCUUCCAGUGUGUCCACCUGGGGCUGGUGGGCUGCCACCCUUUCAGAAGGUACAAAACACCUCAGACAUCUUGCAGAAUCUCACAGGCAGGAACAUAUCAGAUUAUCUGGUGAAGACGUACGCACAAAUCAUUGGAAAAAGCUUAAAGAACAAGAUAUGGGUCAAUGAGUUCAGGUAUGGAGGUUUCUCCUUGGGAGCAAGCAGUUCCCCAGCACUUCCACCAAGUGAGGAAGUCCUAGCUUCCAUUAAACACAUCAAAAGACGCCUGGACCUACCACAGAAUGGGGCUGCCAACCGUUUCCUUGAUAGCUUUGGGGUCUUCAUGAAAGGACUAGAUGCAAAGGAUAAUGUAAAGGUGUGGUUUAACAACAAAGGCUGGCAUGCUAUUACCUCAUUUCUUAACGUGAUGAAUAAUGCCAUCCUGCGCUCCAAACUACCUGAAGGAAAAAAUCCUGCCAAAUAUGGAAUCACUGCUUUUAAUCAUCCUCUAAAUCUCACUAAAGAGCAACUUUCUGAGGUUGCACUGAUGACCACAUCUGUAGACGUCUUGGUUUCCAUCUGUGUCAUAUUCGCCAUGUCCUUUGUGCCAGCCAGUUUUGUGGUUUUCCUGAUCCAGGAGAGAGUGAGCAAGGCCAAGCACAUGCAGUGCAUCAGUGGAGUUAAGCCAGUUAUCUACUGGUUAGCCAACUUUGUGUGGGAUAUGUGUAACUACAUAGUGCCAGCUACACUGGUCAUUAUAAUAUUUGUUUGCUUCCAACAAGACUCUUAUGUAUCUUCUUCCAAUUUACCUGUCCUGGCCCUUUUGCUUCUACUAUAUGGAUGGUCCAUAACCCCAUUGAUGUACCCAGCUUCCUUUUUGUUCAAGAUCCCCAGUACGGCAUAUGUAGUGUUGACUAGUGUUAAUCUAUUCAUUGGAAUCAAUGGCAGCGUGGCCACAUUUGUGCUGGAACUUUUUACUAAUAAUAAACUGAACAACAUCAAUGAUAUUUUAAAGUCGGUGCUGUUGAUCUUCCCCCAUUUCUGCUUGGGAAGAGGACUUAUUGAUAUGGUGAAGAAUCAGGCCAUGGCGGAUGCUCUAGAAAGAUUUGGUGAAAACCGUUUUGUCUCUCCCAUGUCCUGGGACCUGGUUGGGAGGAAUCUCUUUGCCAUGGCUGUGGAGGGAGUGGUUUUCUUUUUCAUAACCCUGCUUAUCCAAUAUCGUUUCUUCAUAAAACCAAGACCCGUGAGUGCAAAGCUUCCCCCUGUAAUCGAUGAGGAUGAAGACGUGGCAAGGGAAAGGCAGAGAAUAAUGAAUGAGGGGGGCCGGAGCGAUAUACUGGAAAUCAAAGCACUAACUAAGAUCUAUAGAACAAAGAGAAAGCCAGCUGUUGACAGACUGUGCGUGGGAAUCCCUCCUGGAGAGUGCUUUGGCCUGCUAGGAGUUAAUGGUGCUGGUAAAACCACUACUUUCAAGAUGCUUACUGGAGAUACUGAUGUGACUGCUGGGGAAGCCUUCCUGAAGAGUCACAGCAUUCUAUCUAACAUCCAGGAAGUCCAUCAGAACAUGGGGUACUGUCCUCAGUUUGAUGCUAUUAAUGAGCUGUUGACAGGGAGAGAACACCUGGAGCUUUAUGCAUUACUGCGUGGUGUACCUGAAAAGGAGGUUUGCAAGGUUGCUGAAUGGGCAAUACGGAAGCUAGGACUAGUGAAAUACUCCGAGAAAUGUGCUGGGGGCUACAGUGGUGGGAACAGGCGUAAAUUAUCUACUGCUAUUGCUUUAAUCGGAGGACCACCAGUGGUUUUUCUAGAUGAACCAACUACAGGCAUGGAUCCUAAGGCAAGGCGCUUCUUAUGGAACUGUGCCCUAAGCAUCAUUAAAGAAGGAAGAUCAGUUGUACUCACAUCUCACAGUAUGGAAGAAUGUGAAGCUCUCUGUACAAGAAUGGCCAUAAUGGUUAAUGGAAGGUUUAGAUGUCUGGGAAGUGUACAGCAUCUCAAGAACAAGUUUGGAGAUGGGUACACAAUCAUAGUACGGAUAGGAGGUUCAAAUCCAGACCUAAAACCUGUGGAGGAUUUCUUCAGCCAUGCCUUCCCAGGGAGCGUGUUAAAGGAAAAACAUCGAGGAAUGCUGCAGUACCAACUGCGGUCCUCACAAUCUUCCUUGGCUAGGAUCUUCAGCAUCCUCUCCAAGAACAAGAAAAAACUUCACAUUGAAGAUUAUUCAGUUUCUCAGACCACUCUUGACCAAGUGUUUGUUAAUUUUGCCAAGGACCAAAGUGACGAUGAUCAUUUGAAGGACUUGUCAUUGCACAAAAACCAGACUGUUGUAGAUAUGUCUGUCCUGUCAUCAUUUCUUCAGGAUGAGAAGGUUAAAGAAAGCUACGUGUGA
Molecule: messenger RNA, 6807 nt
Organism: Staurois parvus
Lineage: Eukaryota; Metazoa; Chordata; Amphibia; Anura; Ranidae
Source: the annotation of a GenBank genome assembly